This is a messenger RNA of Aegilops tauschii subsp. strangulata, 582 nucleotides long. Its product is annotated as protein CHLORORESPIRATORY REDUCTION 42, chloroplastic. Lineage: Eukaryota; Viridiplantae; Streptophyta; Magnoliopsida; Poales; Poaceae. Gene Ontology annotation, biological process: NADH dehydrogenase complex (plastoquinone) assembly. The record is from RefSeq and is a predicted model, not a curated record.
CUGCCGCCGAGUGCAUUUAGGCAUUUCUCCAAGCACAAGGCAUCUUAUCUUUAUCCCGUUUCAGCAGGGCAGGAUGCUACGGCCAGCGGCUGCCGCUGUUUAUCCGUCAUCCUACUACGCCCCACCGCCGCGAUUCCCAGCAUUUCCGGGCCGACGACGCCCCGCCGCCAUAGCCGUCCGGUGCGUGAACCGCGACGCCCCCGACGCCUCGAAGGCGAAGCUGAAGGUCGGCUCGCCGAUUGUCAUCACCGAGGAGCCGCCCAUGCUCAAGACCGCCGCGUCGGUGCCGUCGCUCCGGCAGAACGCCGGCCGUGUCAAGCGCGGCGACGUCGGGAGGAUAAUGGCGCGGAAGCCGAAGGACGUCUGGGCCGUGCGGCUCGCCGUCGGCACGUACCUGCUAGACGGGAAGCACUUCAUGCCCCUGGAGGUCGUCGAGGACGAAGGCGGCGACGAUCAACCCCAGGAUGAAUGAGCAUCAGAUCCAGCAACAAACAGCAAAACAUUCUUAGUACAUGUUAGUAUGCUGCACAAACUGCAAUGAGUGAAUUCAGGAUUCAGGAACAAGGAUGCAGAUUUUGGUUU